Messenger RNA from Fulmarus glacialis (Northern fulmar), 792 nucleotides. Its product is annotated as prolactin-releasing peptide receptor-like. Gene Ontology annotation, biological process: G protein-coupled receptor signaling pathway. Lineage: Eukaryota; Metazoa; Chordata; Aves; Procellariiformes; Procellariidae. Gene Ontology annotation, molecular function: neuropeptide binding; neuropeptide Y receptor activity. The annotation marks the transcript as partial. Gene Ontology annotation, cellular component: plasma membrane; neuron projection. The transcript is spliced from 2 exons. The record is from RefSeq and is a predicted model, not a curated record.
AUGGAGCCCGAUGGGGACAGGGACGUGACCAACGCCACCGUCUACGAGCUCGCCCUGCAGAACCGCUCCAACGCCAGCACGCAGUUCACCGGGGUGCAGCUCAUCCAGUCCUUCAAACCCCUCAUCAUCCCCUGCUACGCCCUGGUUGUCCUUGUCGGCAUCUUCGGCAACUACCUGCUCCUCUACGUCAUCUGCAAGACCAAGAAGAUGCACAACGUCACCAACUUCUUCAUCGGGAACCUGGCUUUCUCCGACAUGCUGAUGUGCGCCACGUGCGUGCCCUUCACCCUGGCCUACGCUUUCAACCCCCAGGGCUGGGUUUUUGGGAAGUUUUUGUGCUACUUCGUCUUCCUGAUGCAGCCCAUGACGGUCUACGUCUCCGUCUUCACGCUCACGGCCAUCGCGGUUGACAGGUACUACGCCACCGUGCACCCCCUGAAGAAGCGCAUCUCGGUCACCAGCUGCAUCUCCGUGGUGGGAGGCAUCUGGCUGCUCUCCUGCGGGCUGGUGGCCCCCGCCAUCGCCCACACGUACCACGUGGAGUUUCGGCAGGAGGGCUUCGCCAUCUGCGAGGUGGAGAAGGAGACGCAGCCCCUGGCCUACGCCUACGGCACCCUGAUCGUCACCUACAUCCUGCCCCUCUCUGCCGUCUCCCUCUCCUACAUCUGCAUCUCGGUGAAGCUGAGGAACCGCGUGGUGCCCGGCCACCCCACGCAGAGCCAAGCCGAGUUCGACCGCCUGAGGAAGAGGAAGAUCUUCCGCCUCAUUGUGCUGCUGGUGGCGGCUUUCGGG